GGAGCCAUCGUCGGAGUGAUUGGGGAUGAAAUUGGGUUGCUCUCUUCAAUCGGAUCUUGCCCAUCUCCGUUGAACGGGUCGAUUCGAGCCGGGUUUCGGUCUUUUCUGCUUCUGGAGCGAAGGAGAGAUGACGACCCUGCAGAAAUUCAAGCUGCUGGCGACGCAGUGCGCCGUCGUGGGAGCCUCCCGCAGCCCCACCACCAGCCCCGUCGUCCACCUCCGCCGCCGCAAGACCCUCCGCAUGCUCCUCAACCGGGCGGAUCGCCGCCGGCUCCCCCGCCGCGAGGGCUCCCCGGAGCGGGACCUCCCCCGCCAGAGCCCCCCGCAGAACCCCGGCAGGUUCCGGGCCCGGCACAAGCUGCGGGACCUGUUCGUGUCGUCCCCGCCGCCGCCCCCGCCGCUCGACGGCGCCGCCCGGUCGGAGAGGAGGCUCGACGCGCGCGAGCGGCUGCUGGCCGAUGCGGCGGGGACCGAGACGAUGGGCGGCGGCGCCGGCGGGGGGUUCGCGGCCCGGCGCGGCGGGGGCGGCUCGAUCAGGCCGCUGUCGGCUGCCUUCCGGUACAGAUUGCUCAGGAGACCAUGGCGGCCGGUACUGGUAGCGAUUCCGGAGUAGCAAUGUGAUGUGAAAUUCAAAAAAUUUUCUCUUCGAUAAAUAAUAUUAAAUUUUAUUUCUUGAAGCAUGUUUUCGUUCAUA
Eucalyptus grandis is the source of this 694-nucleotide messenger RNA. RefSeq lists its product as uncharacterized. The record is from RefSeq and is a predicted model, not a curated record. Lineage: Eukaryota; Viridiplantae; Streptophyta; Magnoliopsida; Myrtales; Myrtaceae.